AUGCUCGACAUCUCGGCGGCGCUUGGCGAGGCGAGCGAGUUGCAUCGAGACGCGCGAGACAGUGGUGCCCGUAUGUGUCUCGUUCGGUGGGUCGCCGUCGGCCAUUGUCUCUGACAUGGAAGCCCAUCAAAAUGGCAGAGGUCGUGCAGAUGUUUUUGUUCCUAUAUAAAUCGAAAUACCGUCGGAAAGGGGGCCAGUGCCGUGAGGUGGUACGCGAUCAGUGCGGUGUAAUCGCGGUGCCGUGGCCGUUACUGUGGGCGGUGCUGAUCUGUUGGGUGGUGCACGUAACCGCUGCCGCCUCCUCCUCCUCGUCGUCGCUGACGACGGAUACGAUCUGCGACACGGAGAGCUGCGUCAACGGCGACUGUGUCAAUGGCACCUGUGUCUGCCACGAGGGUUGGCAGGGCACUGCGUGCCAAUUCUGCGGCGGAAAAGUCAGGCUGUCGGAGCCGAUUGGACAAAUCCACGACGGGGUCGGCAAUUACACGGCGGACGUGAAGUGUUCCUGGCUGAUCGAGAGCAGCCCGAACUACACGAUCCGCAUGCACGUGAGACAGUUCGCUACCGAAUGCGGCUGGGAUCACCUGUACAUUUACGACGGUGACAGCGUCGAGGCGCCGUUGCUAGGCGUCUUCUCCGGCCUGAUGCACAAAGAUGGCUACCACGUGCGACGCGUACCGGAAGUGAUCGCCCGUUCCGGAAGCGCGUUGCUGCACUUCUACUCGGACGUCGCGUACAACAUGAGCGGCUUCAAUAUUACUUACAAGAUCAACGCAUGCCCGAGCAGGUAUUCGCACACCGACUGUUCCGGCCAUGGUGUCUGCAUCGACGGCGUGUGUACGUGCGACGCCACGUGGACCGGCGAGGCCUGCGAGGUUCAAGUCUGCCCGAACAAUUGUUCGCACAGUUACGGGCAGGGCGAGUGCAACCGCGAGUCGCAUCACUGCGACUGCGUCCACGGUUACAAGGGCGUAGACUGCAGCCAGAGAAGCGACAGAGGGUUCUGGGAGACCGUUACGUACACGGACUUCUCGCCGGAGGGUUCGGCUAGUCACUGCUCCAUCGUUUGGAAGGACUCCCUGUACGUGGUCGGAGGCGAGAGCUUCCAUCGGGCCAAGAUGAUAUACAUUUACGAUUACAAUGGGAACGUCUGGGAGAUACCCCACAUCGAGGAGAAAGUUCCAUUGCCCCGGUACGCACACUCGUGCGUGCUCUUCGGUGACAAGAUAUUCAUGUACGGCGGGGUUGUACAGAACUCCACGGUGACAAAUGAGAUUUGGGCGUUUGACGUGUCUGCCAAGGUCUGGGAGAACGUCACCGUACACGAUAACUGCCACAACAAUAAGACCAUGUGCGGCCCCUUAAAGGUAGCUGGACAUACCGCGACUCUAGUGCAGAGCCAUGGCAAGAAAGAAAAGAUGGUCGUGAUCUUCGGUUACUCGCCGCAGUAUGGCUACCUGAAUGUGGUCCAGGAGUAUUGUCUGAGCACCCGCGAAUGGCAGAUCGUAGAAACAAUAGGAUUCCCCGUGAAAGGAGGCUACGGCCACACUUCCGCAUAUGAUCCCCUAACAAAUCUGAUCUACGUCUACGGCGGCUACGUGUCCGAGUCACAGAGUACGCAGGUGUUGACCAGUAGAUUGUUCUCUUAUCAUCCAAAUUAUCGCGAGUGGAAGUUGCUCACCUCAGCACCGUCCGCUCGUUUCUUUCACACGGCCGUCUUCAUUUCUGGAGGCUUGAUGAUCGUCUUCGGCGGCAACAUGCACAACGACACAAAUCAUUCCGACGGUACCAGAUGUUAUUCAGCGGAUACCAUAGUGUACGACGUGACCUGCGACUCGUGGCACCAGUUCCCCAUGCCAAAGGAGAUGACUGAUCUACCUAGGUACGGGCAUAGUGCAACGGUCUUCGAAAAGUCGAUGUACAUUUACGGGGGUUUCGAUGGACAGAUGCUGUCCGAUAUGCUAAGAUACACGCCAGGGAACUGUGAGCACCUGACCAACCAGAUCCAGUGCCUGAACUCGAGGACAGGGGUGAAGUGUGUCUGGGACAAGCGGGCUAGCAAGUGUAUGCAGAUCACCUCGAUUCCCAAACACUUUCUGAUGGCAGAUGAUAUGCAUGACGGGAUUUACAUGAGAUGUUUAGAUGACACCCCGCCUAGAGGCAUGACCUCCCACACAGAGCUAUGUAAAGUGCUCUCGGACUGCGUGGCAUGCGUGCAGACCUCGUACAACUGCGUUUGGUGCGGGAAAAGUUGCUCGCACGAAAUAUGCCGGGACAAUGCGAACGCGCCGCCGACAAAGGCGAUCAAGGAUCUGGAGCAGUGCGACGCGCAUACCGGAAUCGAGUGCUUGCAGUUGCACACGUGCCAUGCAUGCACCAGCAACCCCCACUGUAUUUGGUCCUGGUCGAACGGUCCGGACCGGUGCAAGCCCCACUCCAAGGCUCGCGAGGUGACCAUUCUGAACGGAACUAUUCAGGCCCAGCGUUUGACCAUCGACUCCUGCCGUGGUCCAUGCGUAGAGUAUACUUCCUGCAAGAACUGCACGGAGUCGGACUGCAUUUGGUGUCAGAACGAAAGGAAAUGCGUGGACAAGAAUGCAUAUCCGGCGAGCUUCCCCUACGGACAAUGCCGAGAAUGGACUACAAUGGACGCGAAGUGUCGUCCUACUGAGACAGGAAAGGAGUGGUGCACGUUCUACUCGUCGUGUACGGCGUGUCGGUCGGAUCCUGGUUGCGGAUGGUGUGAUGAUGGUUCUGGAACUGGAAAGGGUUUGUGUCUGCGAGGAGGAGCUCGAGGUCCCAGCAAUAAAAGUCCAGACACGUGUCCGUUUGAGCGGUGGUACUUUACCAAAUGUCCUACUUGUCAAUGCAAUGGCCACAGCAAGUGUCUUCCAAACAGCAGCGUGUGUAUCCAGCCAUGCGGGAAUUUGACUUACGGGCCUCACUGCAACAAGUGCAUCCCCGGCUACUACGGGAACCCUCUGAACGGAGCGACUUGCCAACCCUGCUUUUGUAAUAACCAAGGCACACAAUGCACUAGCGAGACGGGAAAGUGUUCUUGCACGACAAAGGGUAUCAUUGGAGAUCAUUGCGAGCGAUGCGACGUGUCUAGUCUUUAUCAUGGCGAUCCUACUAACAAAGGAUCCUGUUUUUACGAUUUGGCUAUUGAUUAUCAAUUCACUUUCAACCUGAGCAAAAAAGAGGAUCGCCAGUACAGAGCCAUCAAUUUCAAGAAUUCACCACCGAAGCCCGACAUCGACGCAGAGUUCUCUAUCACCUGUUCCGUUCUCGCCAAGAUGAACGUAACCAUAAAGAAAGCAAACACGGUGGAGAUACCUUUGCUGCUCGGCGUGAAUUGCACGACCAACAUGUACAAGCAUCGUUUUAGCAAAGCGGACUACAGUUUCGGCAGCGAAGACAACAACACGUUGACCACAUUCUAUGUUUACGUGUACGACUUUCAGCCGCCGGUGUGGAUUCAGAUCUCGUUCUCCCAGUAUUCCAAGCUAAAUCUCCAACAGUUCUUCAUCACAUUUUGCACAGAUUACAUGCCACCACCCAGGUGCUUCCUCGCUCUAUUAUUGGUGGCCGCAAUCCUCUGGAAGAUUAAACAAAAGUAUGACAUGUACAGAAGAAGACAGAGACUCUUUGUAGAGAUGGAGCAGAUGGCGAACAGGCCGUUCAGCCAAGUGCUAGUCGAAAUAGAGAGGCGGGGCGUCAGUAAUUCGGACUCGGAACGUAGCGAGUCCGAGCUGACCAAUUGCCGUAAGAAGAAAAAGGAUGCCCCUAGUCCGAUCGCGCUGGAGCCCUGUUGCGGCAACAGAGCUGCGGUCCUGUCAUUGCUAGUCAGAUUGCCUACUGGCGGUGAACCUUACACGCCAGCCGGUCAAAGUGCCGGCUUAGCAGUAGCGUCUGCGUUAGUUACACUGGGUAGUCCGCGAAGGCCUUCUCAGGAAUUGACCACGAAGGAGCCGAAGAAGACUCGGAAGUCCGCCAGUCAGCACCCGGACUCCACCUGCAUUUAGCGAUAAGACGGAACGAGGAGCAAGGGAGGGACGAACAUAUAUAUAUAUAAAUAUAUAUACAUUACAGUAUAGUAUAAAGAUCGUGGGUGACAAUGAGCCUUAUUCUGUGAUCUUGCCUCGAGACGCGAACGGGCAGGAGGAGUAUUGUUGAUCUUUUCGAACUCUACUCGAGUGAAAUGUGAUUCUAAUUCCGCGGCGAACCUUCGUUUCGUGUUAUCGUCGUGACUACACCCGGUCCGUGAUAUAUAGAAUUGUAUCAAUAUGCAGUUCCCAGAGGGAAUCGAAUCGUAACGAUGCAUCGUACUGCAACGCGCCAUCAAGUAUCGUGUUGCAACUUCGAAGGAACGGGGACCGAUUAUCUCAUUGAUCAGACUGCGGAUCCUUAUGCGUUCGAUUUUGUAAAAUGCAGGAAAAUGUUAAACAUAUUUUAGCUUUAGAUUUUUUAUGUUGAUUAUGAUGAUUAUUCUACCGAACGAAAGAGAUUUUUAUCUUAUCCUAAUUUUCGUAUAGUAAUCCGUGAAAUGGGGUUUCGCAUGGAGAUCCGCAGUCCAGUGUCGUCCUCCAAAUAGUGAUGCUCUAAGUCUCGUGGAUCUGACGUCGACGUUAAUUAAUUGAAAGCUUUGUCUCCUGGAUUUUUUUCUUUUCUAUGUAGAUUGAUGGGUUCUUGUGCAUAUGUUUUGUCUCGAUUUGGAAAGAAUGUUUACGUUUUAGAACAUUUUAAUGUGUUUAGAAGAACAAUAGAACAUUGUCACAAAUCACAUUCAACAAAUGUUUAAUGUUCAAACCAUGAGUGACAGGAUUUAUGCAUGAACUCAAUAAAUAUAGGACAAACCUGACGUCCAAUGUAUUUUUGCGCCACAUUAUCGGGUUUAUUGAUUGCGCGAGGGGUACAUUUCAGGGUAACCUCGUCGGGAUAGUAAGCAAGAUGUAAUCAACAGAAAAAUACGUCUCCGUUAUUUUUAACCCUCGUGGCCCAAAAUCAUAAGACGUCUAAUCCGUCCUCUAUAUACAUUGUAUAUAAAUCUGUUGAGCGGUUAGUUGGAAGGGUUGUUUCAUUUGUCCACCCUCGUAACCUUCUCGGAUAAAAAUUCAUCCAUUUUCUAUUUUAGAUAAAACCUUUUGUCUCUCUAUGAUUGUUUAAAAUAUGAGGUUAUGAAUAAAUCUAAUUGAACUGAUGCGUGGUUUGAAAAUGGGUGAAAACCAAGAAAGGACGUUUCGUGCAAGAGGAGUGUAUGGUCUGAGGAGUGUAUGGGGGUAUAGAUCGUCGACGCGCAGUUUCCAGCGGAUUUAUGCGAGAGAUUUAAGGAGGAGGACACAUUUCAUUUUGUAAAACUGUAAAUACGUGCGUCGCGCGUCUCCGAGCCGAAAGCGAUUGCGAUUCGCGUGGAACUUGGGAAAAGGUGACGAGCAAAUUGUACAGAUAAAUUGGCUCGAGAGUAAGAGACGAGCGAGCGAGCGAGAGAGAGAGAGAGAGAGAGAGAGAGAGAGAGAGAGAGAGUAUUCGUCUCCAGCAGGAUGUAAAAAUUCAAUUCUAAAUUAAACGGAGGCGGGUGGAGACGAUGCAGUUUCUAGCGAAGACGCGAUUCUUCUAGGACGGCGCUACGAUCGCUACGUUUGAACCUUGUGCCAAAUCAUUUUUCAUAUUGGUGUUACCGAAGCAAGCAAAGGGAGACAGAAUUCUACCAACGAAAAACCUUAUGCGUUCUAAACGACAAAAAUAGGAGGGACUUUCAAACAUAUCUUCCGCUGCCUCGUCUCCGGCCGUCUCUGACGAAGAAGAGCCAAAAGCACGAUCGAAAAAUCGAGCAGUUAUGGUUUCUUUUCUAACGUGAUGUUCGUUGUAGACAUGUUCCCGAGCUUUCGGUCGUGCGAUGCUCGGCGUAAUUUUAAUAUGUAACGAAACAUAGGGGAGGAAGAAGGAUGUGGACGUUGCAAUAAGAUCGAACUAUCGUUUUAUAUGUGUUUUCGUUUCGCUGCAUAAUGGUGGCGACGCGCUCGUGCACCGAGCCGAACCUCGUGCUGCGAUCUUCUCGGUCAGUGGGAGAAGAUGAUCGGUAUUCUCUACUACGUGUCUGUGGUUUUGUUUUUUUAUUUAAUCUAGCGAUUUAGUGGGACAGAAUUAUUCAAAAGAGUAUUAAUUUUCGACGAUGCCGCUGAUUAUUUUAUUACUAUUACAACGUUGUUAUAUCCCAUUAAUAAAUCACUAGACGGUAUUCUCUGAAACCUACAUUUUACAUCUUAUAAUGUGACAAUGUCCCGCUAGAUCGCUAAAAUGUCAUCUACAUUCUCCUGUAAUAAGCGUUAGCAGCUUCCAUAGCGAAAUUCAAGCCGAUCAGGUGUUUCGAUUCCUCUUCCAAGUCAGUGCAAGUUACUUCCGGUAAUUGUUUUCCAAAAACCCAUCGAAAAACAAUCUUCAGCACAGCAGGGAAGAUCAUGAACUGUAAAUCAGGGUAAAAGCGUCGUCAAUUUCACGAUUUCUAUCCGACCGCAAGGAACUUCCCAGCGUUCAGACACACUGCUCAACAUAGUUGGAGGUUUUUUUCGUACGAUUUAGGAAUAAGAUUUUUACGAGACCUUUGAUUUCUACGGCACGAGCAGGCUGUUGCAACUUCGGGGCGAUCCGAUUGUCUUGAGCAGUGCGGUUUGGAAAAGAGGCUUCGGUGCACCGGACGUGUCGCCGCAGCUCGUUUAUGUUCGCAGAACAUGAACGGCGCGGGCGUUUUUUUUUAAUCAUUGUACAGCACGGAUCGAGUGCAAUGCAUUUGUUUAAUUUUACCAUGUAAUACUCAUCGAGUUUCGUUCACACUCUCUGUAAUGUAUCUAGAAUCUUCAUUGUGAGGGGUGCGACCGGCAGCCGCGGGGACGUAGCUCGAGCCCAAACAAAAAAUGGUUACCCUCGCUCCCCGAAAGAGAAUUAAUUUAUUCUUUAACCGUUUCUACCCGCGGCACGGCCACACCCGCGUGCGGAGCAGCGUGGUGUACAUUUUAUUACCGUGAAGAUAAUUUAAUUUUUUAUACAACUGUUUCUUUUUCUUUUUUUUUUUAUUUCUAUUUCGAGCGACAGCAACCUCCGAUCCGCCGGGCUCACGUUCGGUUGCGAAACGCCGAGAAUUUAGUUGUACAUACGUGGAAAUGUUAUGUUAUUUAAACGUGUAGUGUCGUCGGACGUAUUGCUCAACACUGAGUAGACUUUUUCUCAUCCGUUCGUUUCGGGAAUACUCCUUUUUUUUCUUCUUUUUUUUCACUAUUUCGAAUCCUCUUGUAUUGUAUAAGCUUCCGUUGUUUCUUCGACGAAAUGCGUUAUUUUCGAUCGGUUCAACAAAGAUGAAAGUAUCUCGCUGAAGAUAACACGUUUCCCAUGCUCAGGACGAUGGCUGGCCAGAUUCCUCGUCCCUGAUCUCUUCUUGUCGUCUACGCCCUUGGUAGAAAGUAUUUGAUCCAGCCAAUCGGGCGUUUAUCAUUUCGUUAAUUUUAUUUUAGAUGUUUUAUGAACUUCUAUAUAUUAAGCACGUGUUUUUAUCAUCGUACUUUCGUAGCUGAUAAAAAAAUUGAUUCUAAACGUCUAGGUAUGUUAAUCUACAGACGAUCUUGUGAAGAAAGCUGGGGAACCUGGAAAUUCUAUAAUUUCUAACUGUUACCUAUACUUUUUAUUAUUUCACAAGAAAUAUUCGAUGUAAGACAUUUUGUAUACGACAUAUCAAUAACGACUAUGCACGUUUUAUCAUAGUUGGAGAACCAGUAUCGCAUGCACUUACACUCUUCUUUUAUAUUUUUUAGCGAAGCGCGGCCUUUAAUUAUACAUAUUUUAAUUCUAUUAUUCGAUUUUUAGAAUGUUUUAAAUAAUCCGAGCGCCGAUCGAAUAUUUUCUACCGGGGCUAUCGAGUCCCUUGAUACUGCCAAGAUUGAUCCAGCCCCUAGUGAUUUCUACGAUCUAUCUGUCUUCGAAAUCCCCCGAGCUAUGAAACCAUUGAUCACCGAACCCCCAUAGUGCCUGAUUUUAUUCGUUCGUUUUAUAUCAAUUAUAUUGUUCUACACGAUAAGUCUGUACAUUAUAUUAAACUUCCUAGACGAUCUUUCACAAA
Molecule: messenger RNA, 8107 nt
Organism: Megalopta genalis
Lineage: Eukaryota; Metazoa; Arthropoda; Insecta; Hymenoptera; Halictidae
Gene: dsd
Product: attractin-like protein dsd
Cellular component (GO): Golgi apparatus
Molecular function (GO): protein binding
Source: RefSeq, a predicted model, not a curated record